UCCGCGCACACAUGUCCCAUCGACGAUACAUGGUUUGUGGGUGUGUGGUAUCUAGUGGAGAAGAACAAGAGCCUGUACAUAAUACCUACUAUUCGCACACAUGUAUACUUUAUCAACUUAAAGCUUUAUCUAGGAGAGACAUCGAUGCGCUAUGAUUUGCCUUACAGGAGAUGGUUCGGGACGGCGGCAUUCACGUUCGAUUCAAACAGGUGGAAUACAGUAGGUGUCGGGUGGAGUUGGGAGGAGGAAGGUAUCACGACAGCACGGGCUGCUAUCUAUCCUUCUAAUUAGUAGCGGACCUGUGCAACAUAUGGACUCUGUCUUAUUAUAUAGCCUUAUUUAUGUAAAAUAUUCUACCACGUUUGAUUGUCUACUCCGGGACAGUAAAAUUGUGAUAUUCAAACGGCGAAUCUUUAUUAGCUGGGAGACCAUUGACACACAGGUGGGAGAUACCCGUUUCUUAGGACGGCCCCUCUUUCAGUUCCUCAGAGCAGGAUAUGAGCUACUGACAUUUGUUAUUACCCUUUGGGACAGGAGGCGAACGUUUUCUGCUAACAGGUGUGAGAGAGAGCACACCAAUCUUCAUAGCCUGAUACGGAAUCCUUCCUCAUUGUUCGCAGGAAUAUCAAUCUAUGUCAUAUGUUGAUCACUUUCUAGCCAAGAGAGAUACAUUUAACGGUUAUUUGAAACAUACAUCGAAUAAAAUAGUGUAUUAUUAGUGUUUGGAAAGACCCCGUCCUCCUAUUUAAAAAGACACGGGACAUCAGAGAGAAACCAUGUCAAUGAAAAAACCCAGCUUGAAUUUACCCAAAAUGAGCAGAAACCCGGUGGUGUUGGAAGGAGAGAUGUUCGGCGAAUUUCAGGACUGGUGUCUCCGUACUUACGGGGACUCGGGUAAAACAAAGACAGUCACCCGGCGAAAAUACAAUAAGAUUCUCCAGACCCUUUUACACACCGACGACUCCGACGCGGUCUACAUCGAGAGCAACCACAUCAACGCCAAAUUCAAAUUCUGGGUGAAAUCCAAAGGGUUCCAGGUCGGGACCAUUCAAGGGGACCUGAACAAGAAUGGAGCCACUGACAUACCUGUCCUGUACGUCCCCAUCAAGGUGACGUGUGUGGACGGGAGCUCUGGGUCGGAAUCCUCUCUGAAGAGGGUGGCGGUGGUGGAGGACUUCUUUGACAUCAUCUAUGCCAUGCACGUAGAGAUCAGCACCGAUCCCGGCAAAGCACCCAAACACGCCGGACAGAAGAAAACCUACAAAGCGAUAGCGGAGACGUAUGCCUUCCUGCCCAGGGAGGCAGUGACCCGUUACCUGAUGAGCUGUGGUGAGUGUCAGAAGCGGAUGCACAUCAGCCCUGGCGGCGCAGAGUUCAAAGAAAAUGACAGACCGACAUCACUGGUGCCGGAUCUCAUCGACUACAACAUGCCGCUGACCACCACCUAUCUGAAGCAGAUGAAACUCCAGUGCAUGAGUACCAAUGAGCAGGAUGAGACUUCAGUGAGCAGUGAGGACUUUGAUAUGAACGACCCCACAUGGAUAACAGCUGAUCACGGCCCUGCUUCCAACCUGAGUCCCCCGAACCGCAGAGAGAGAAUGCACAGCCCACAGAACACACACAUUAAGGAGGAGGACGAUGACUCAUCCUCGGAGAGCGGUAGCGGGAACGGCAUGCACACCAUGACCCUUCCGUCUGCGUGCGGGGCGGCCCCGGGGUCUGAGAGGUGCAUGGGGGGAACCCCCUACAGGAAAGUGGUAAACGGCAACAGGCCCUCGGUCCCGCUGGACUUCAGCACCACCUCCUCGUCCUCAUCGUCCGAGGACCAACAGGCUCCAGUCAACCUGAGUGAGACCAGGCUGCCUGGGUCUGCCCUGAUGGGCCCCUUCCAGCUCGACCCCCCAGACGAGCUGCGCAGGAAGUACCCCGUCAAGCCCCUCCCCCAUGCCGCUGAGCUGCGCCUGGACAGAGACUCGAUCAGGGACUAUGGCAACAAGUCUCCUCAGUACAGCUCAGGAAGCUACGACUCAUUGAAGAUGGAGACAUGUGCCGAGGACCUGACCGUGACCAGAGGUGUGGCGGCGGCAGACGACGAUGACGACGAUGAUCACGACGACAGUGACAAGAUCAACGACACAGAGGGCAUGGACCCUGAGAGACUAAAGGCCUUCAACAUGUUUGUGCGUCUGUUUGUGGAUGAGAACCUGGACCGCAUGGUGCCCAUCUCAAAGCAGCCCAAGGAGAAGAUCCAGGCCAUCAUUGAGUCGUGUAGCCGCCAGUUCCCAGAGUUCGAGCUGCGUGCUCGCAAGCGUAUCCGCACCUACCUCAAAUCCUGCCGCCGAAUGAAGAAGAACGGCAUGGAGACACGACCCACCCCACCUCACCUCACCUCAGCCAUGGCUGAGAACAUCCUGGCAGCCGCCUGCGAGAGCGAGACACGCAAGGCUGCCAAGAGGAUGCGGCUGGAUGUCUACCAGGCACAUGAGGACCAGAUAGCACUUGACAAGCCCAGUUCUCGCGAGCCAGCCUCCCUGGCCCACUCUGCCUACUCCCUGGCCACCUCAGCCUACUCCCAGGACCAGCUCUACAUCAACGGUGGGCUCAACUACAGUUACCGUGGUUACGGGGGCCUGGGAGCAAGCAUGCAACACCCUGUCUCCUUGACAACCGCCACUGCUCAGAGCAACGGUCCUACUGACCUCAGCAUGAAGUCCCUGGUGUCCAACUCGUCAUCGGCCAGCUCCAACAGCCACGGGCGGAGCGGUGGCGGCGGAGGGAGCGGGGCCUCGGCACAGCUCAGCCCCACGGAGAUCACAGCCGUGCGUCAGCUCAUCGCCGGCUACCGCGAAUCAGCCGCCUUCCUGCUCCGCUCGGCCGACGAGCUGGAGACCCUGAUCCUGCAGCAGAACUGAGAUGAAAACCUCCAUCUCCCCCCGACUCCCUCCUCCCUCUCUCACUCCAACUCUCCCACACGAACCCUAACUAACCGACCAACCACUCUCGCACUCAGCAGAUCCAUCCGUCCGUGAUUCGUCCUCCUCCACCAGCCUUUACAUUCUCCUCAUCGCCAGGAAAAGAAGGCAUGCAACAGCGCUACCUUCCUCUAGUCUAAUAAUCCAAACCCUCUUGAUUGUUUUAGCAUUAGUGCGUGGAGAGAGAGAGCACUGUCUGUGACCUCUUUGGAACAGCGUUUCUCCCUCUCUUCAACCACCUGUAAAGGAUUGCGCUCCCUCCCAUUCAUAACGGCUCUCCCUCACUCCCACAGCUCUGUGGAAAGAAGAGGGAUGACACAGAGAGUCGGAAAUGAGUCUACCUAGUGUGGGGGAGAGAGUGGUGGGCUGGUGCACUGGAGAACACUGAAGGGUUGUGCUGUAAGGAGAGAAGAGCUCCCCCUUGUGUAAGAAUAAAAUAAGUGGAUCCUUUUUGUGUGCCAGGAAGCUCUAUGUGCUGCAGUACACAGAUCCCCUAAACAACCUCGCCCUCCCCAAUAACAAUGAAAGCGAGACUCCCUGAUUAGUACAAAGAAAAUUUGUACAAAAAAUGAUUAGUCCAAAAGAUAUUCUAGAGGUUUUGUCGAAGCCUGUAGAAUAUUUACGUUUGUUUGGCACCGGUCCGAGCUACUGAAAAGGGGUGUUGACUGAUCUGAAAGAGAGCACUAACUAUAAGACCCUGAACCACUUUGUUCAUGAACAGAGGCUAAGGAAGAAGACUGGGGGAAAAAUGUUAAAAGAGAGACGCGCUCGCUGUAAAUAAGCUCUCUGUGUCCUAAAGCACUUUCCCCUGAUUCAGACCUCACCGACCCGUUGAGUAAUAAAGACCGCGAUGUCCCGGGAGCAACACUUUAACUUAUGCAUUAUGGAGACGCCAUCUUUUCCACAUGGAAAUACCUCAGAUCUACCAACCGUUUUAGUACUUCAUUCAUACUGGGUGCCGUUAUCAUACAACGCUCACCAGUUACUACCUGAUGUGUUCAGUGUUUUCAAAGACCUGCAGGAAGCAACCAUUUCAAGAAGAAUAAAUAUUGUAACUAUAGUUCAAAUUCUAUCCCAAACAAAGUAUUGUUUGUCCCGUUAUUUGUGUAAUGUAUAUAUUCAGUCCAUCAUUGAUUCUAGAAGCAUCAGUAAAGUGAAGGACUGGGGGCAAAAGGAAGUAUGUUCUGUGGGAGACUGAACCUCUCCGAAGGUAGCUGGAGAUGUUUUUCCAGAGGCCUCCAUGUUUUCCACCCCCUUGGUGGCUCGUUGCUCCCUCAUCAAUUCCAGGUUUUGGUUUGUCCCGAUCUGGUUGUCAACACUCAUCACUCGAUGAUACCGUCUCUUCUGGGUCUGGUUCUGCAUUCCUCUCUCUAACCUACCCCCUCCUCCGGACCUAUACCCCCCACCCCCUUCUCCCCCCUGACCUUACCUGAGCUCCGUCCAGCUUAGUUCUGGACCUUGGUUCUGGGAGGAAUUCUGUAUUUCUUUGUCUAUUGACUCUUUGAGAUGGCCAUUAAUCCACGCUGCUGCUACUAUAUGGACCGGACUUUUGCCACAGACCUAUAACCUCAAGUCAGGACGCCAGCCUCCUGCACAACCAGAGCACCUCAAGACAACAACACAAACAAAAAGAAGCAAAAACUACUCGAGACGGAUAAGAGACAAAAAUGUAAUUUUUGAAAACGACAUGCCAUCCCAGUCAGUUGCUUCUCUCUGCUACUAGGCACUCUGGUUGAUAUUUUUGUUCUUUCAUAAGGCUGUGUUGUUUUUACAUUAACUUUUUUCCUUUGUAGUUUUCUUCGUGAGUUUGAACCUCUGGAGGCAUAAAAGGAUCAAUGUGCUUCUCUUGCAGCCACUCACAAGGGUGAUCUGGGCCUAUCUAUCUUACUCUACAAUGUGUGGCCAAAUCUGUGAGGUUUGUACCUUUUUAGAAUGAGAGAAAAAAAUGCUAAAUGUUUCUUCAAGAGGCAAGCCUGAAGGGGCUCUGUGUCACUGUAAUUUGCUCCCUUUUGCACACUGAAGCAACAUAAAUCUGUGACGAAGGCCCUGCUUGUUCAGGUCUCCAUCUUGCACUGGCGAGGUGUGUCCUACUAAAGGAAAGAGGAAGAGUGUCGCAAUGCAGUUGAUAAUCAUCACAUUCCUGGGCCUUGACUGCAUAGUGUUAAUGAAAAGAGGCUGAGCCCAAAGUGUGAGUUGUACCACGCAUCACAUACCACCACCUCUAUUGUGUAAAUGAAAGCCAUUGAUUUAGGUGCACUAGCUCCGUGGCCUGUGAGAGGUCAUGUCUAGAAGGGAUUCCCCUAAUGUCAAAGUGAUGUCAAAACAUAGAUAUUCGAGUCACAUCAGGGAGAAUUUUUGCAUUUUAGCUAACCCUAACUAUUUUCCUAACCUUAACCUGCUGCAUAAGUUCUCCUAACCUGCUAUGAAAAGUCACAAAUGACAUUAGCGGUAUCCCUUCUAGUCAAGACCCCUGUGAGAGAUUGAAUGGAGCACUGGGCUCACUGGCAACACUCUGAACCACAGAACAACACCUUGAUUUAUCCUACUAGCAUACAUGUGCAAUGUCAAAUCUCAUCUCCAUAAUGAGUACAAAAUGAUUAAGAAAACUUUUUUUUAUUUUUAAUGUUAUGAAAAUAGUAUGCCUAGAUAGAAAGUAGAAAAUGAAGUCCAAUAAGUCCUCUUUAUCUCAGAGCAAGCUCUUGAUUGAAUCUGCUUAGUGGGUAAAAAAAAAUGAAAAACACAAGAGAAAUAUGCAAAAUGACCAGUCAAGAGGAAACCCCCUCACUGUGUUCUCUCUCAAUGUGGCUUUGAUGGCUUCAAAAUGUGUUUUCUGAUUAGUAUCGCCCUCAUUUCUGCGGAUCCACCCUUCACUCUGCUGCCCUGAGGUCUUGUGCUACAAUUCUCUCAGUACAGUAGAUGAAUAUGACGGGGG
Molecule: messenger RNA, 5904 nt
Organism: Oncorhynchus masou masou (cherry salmon)
Lineage: Eukaryota; Metazoa; Chordata; Actinopteri; Salmoniformes; Salmonidae
Product: nucleolar protein 4-like
Exons: 11
Coding region: 777-2912 (711 amino acids)
Source: RefSeq, a predicted model, not a curated record